AUGUUGGCAAUGACUUCUCCGCGUUAUAUUUCUAAUCGCGCCACUGCGCCUAACAAACCGAAUAAGGUUCCCAAAGGCAACUUACUCCGGGCUAAGAAUGCGCUUGCAGCACGAGCCAGAAAUGAGGACAAGAUUCGGGCUCUAAACCAGAAGCUGCAAGUGAAGCAGGGCCCCGAAAAUGAGGAGGAUUUAACUUCAGAGAGUGAUUCCGAAGUUUUUGCCUUGCCGGUGACGGUGCUUCCCGACAGAGUUAACCGAGGUAUUGGAAUGGCUCUGCAGAAUGAUUACGAAACCACGGAUGAAGAAGAAGAAUCGGAGUGUGAAUCAUCACUUGAGACCAGUGUGGAGUACAAACCACUUGACUUCACUGUUGUCACUUGGAAUCGCCCCAAAGCACUCUUUAAGCCCAAAAUGGUGUCUUACCGUGUCAAUGAGUCAGUGGAGAGCAAAGAUGAAUUGAGUCUUUCUGAGGCGCCUCUUGCUGUUGAGUUUCAAUACUACCACCGUCGAAGUUCACAACCUGUGCCCCCCAAAGGGAAUAUUGAGUCUAUACAAACGGGAACGGAAGUGGAUGAGCCAGAGGAUAAAGAGGAGACAAUGAACUCUGUUCUUAUUGAGAGACUGGUGAAGCGCUUGAGGGAUCCUCGCGUUGAGGUUAAAGCUCACGAAUUUGAAAAACUCUCUUGGGAUGAUCCACGGUUUGAGGAUGUAUUGCGUACACUAAAGCAAAUAGCAUCCUACAUUGAGGUGAAAGAAACAAUUCUGGCAGCAUCCAAAGAAGGAAGAUUAAGGGGCUCCGAGCGUAUUGAUCAGAAGAUAAAGGAAGCCAUUAUGAGGCUUCCAGAUGUUAUCGUUACCAGAGUGGAUAGUAAGCGAGUGGAACGAGCGAGAUCCUAUGUUGGACUGAAACGGGCGAAAGAUGGCGCCGAAUCACCUGCGGAUCCACAAGUGCCCCAUAUUGGCUCUAAACGUGGUGCUAAGCCUUUGGUGGCUGCUCCUGCUGGUGUUUUGGCAUCGAAUGGAAGGGAAGCACAUAUGGGCGCCCAUCCUUCGAGAAAGAAGAGGAUGACGGACAGCAUGCUGCUGGCUGGGGAACCGGCAUCGAAUCGAAGGGAAGCACAUAUGGGCGCCCAUCCUUCGAGAAAGAAGAAGAUGACGGACAGCAUGCUGCUGGCUGCAAAUAGGAACGCGGAGGAAAAGGUGGCAGCGAUGGCUUCUUGUGAUGUCAGCAAGAAGAAGAGACGCGACACUUUGAUGACUUCUCUAAGUUCUGUUUGCGUUGCAAAAGAGGCUUUCUUUUCCGAAGAAGAAAAACCGCGUCGCAGAAAGCGUACAAAUGGCACAAGCCGUCCUUCACUUGUUAUGGACGAUGUUCCAGAUAUGGCUCCUGAUGAAAUUGUGGAGGCAGAAUACAUGACCCCUGAAGAGAUGACAAAGAUAAAGGCACAUCAGGCGGAAGGAGUUGUAGGGAAUACGAGGGAAAAAAUGAAGACUGAGACACAGAAUGUGGGUAAGGAUAAGACGCAACAUGAUGCAAAGGAACAUGUGAACGAAAAGGUCCCACCGUCGAAAAAGAAACGACAAUCCCGACGGAAUCGUAGCAUUUCAUUGCUGGUCGACGAUAUACCGGAUGUGCUGGCGCACGACGAUGUUACAGAAGACAAUACCGCCCCACUUACCAAAGGCCAUGCAUGCGCAAAGAAGGGCGGCACCCAUGCCAAGAAUCGGCGUCCACGCAACGCCAAUAAUCGCUCCAUUUCCUUUGCCGAGGUACUUGAAGAGGAUAAGGCUGGUGAACUCAUUGAGUCGUUGAAGGAUCAGUCGAUCGGUAAAGAAGUACUCUGUCCUGGGCCUCCUCUGGCUAACAAAGAGAGCAAAAAGGGUCGACGUUCCCGUCCUAAUAACAAUGCUGGUCGAAACAACCUUUCCUUCUCAGAACUUCCUGAGGAAAUGACGGAGGCAAUUGAGGAGGAUGAUACUGCGAUUGUUGCCAAUGCCUGUGCCCCGCGGGCCCAUCGGAAAUUAUCGGAGCGGCAACUGAAGAGCGGGAAUGCUGCUCGCCAAAUUACAGCAGUGCAAACGGGAGGCGUUCAGGGUGGUUCAAAGAAGAGUGAAGAGGAGAAAAACAGACAUCAAUCCACUGUCAAAUCAAGGAGGGAACUGCAUGCGGGAAAACAUAAAUCACGUGAGCUGGAGUAUUCAUUACUUCCAGAUGAAAUUCCGUCUGAAAUAAAGGAUAUUGACGGGGAUUCGGGGCUAAUAAGUGGGAAAACGGCUCUCAACUCAUACCUUGGAGGAAGACGCAUCUCUGGCGUACAGAGAGAUUUGAUAAAGGAUGACAAGAGCGUUCCUUCAGGAUCCUUACCGUCUGUGAACCCCAAAAGCGUCCGCAAUGCUCGUACCAAACCAGAUGGACAUCUAAACCAAUCGUUGAGCAUAGUCCAGUUGCCAGAACUCGCAGUCAGUGAGAUUCCCGACUCCACCGCAGAGCAAGCGAAUGCGGCGAAGAAACCUAGGAAAUCGAACCCCCCGCAGGACGUCAAGCAUAAACACCGUGUGUCACGUCGGCACAAAUCAAAUGCACCCAACCGUUCGCAUACGAGUUUCGUUGCGUUGCCCGAAGAUGAAGUCCAUGAAGUGAGAGAGUCUGUUGAUGAGAGUCUUAUCGUGCCUCCUUGCAAUGGCGAACCGAAAGGUGAAAUUAGAUACCCCACGUCGAAUGGAUGGGGUAAACCGAGGAAGAACUCUGCGGCGUGCCAUAUGACAUCUUUGGGCGAGCUCCAGGCGGGUGUGCUCGAUGACAAUGUCGAGUUUCCUAUUAAUCAACCCCCCUCCAACGCUGGAAUGGUGAUGAAAGGGGGUACACAGGUGAGAAAGUGA
This is a messenger RNA of Trypanosoma grayi, 2880 nucleotides long. Its product is annotated as putative axoneme central apparatus protein. The transcript has a single exon. NCBI's taxonomy places the organism in Eukaryota, Euglenozoa, Kinetoplastea, Trypanosomatida, Trypanosomatidae. The record is from RefSeq and is a predicted model, not a curated record. Bases 1 to 2880 code for a protein of 959 amino acids.